Molecule: messenger RNA, 5072 nt
Organism: Diachasmimorpha longicaudata
Lineage: Eukaryota; Metazoa; Arthropoda; Insecta; Hymenoptera; Braconidae
Gene: dap
Product: cyclin-dependent kinase inhibitor 1B-like
Exons: 2
Coding region: 1166-1837 (223 amino acids)
Biological process (GO): regulation of cell cycle
Cellular component (GO): nucleus
Molecular function (GO): cyclin-dependent protein serine/threonine kinase inhibitor activity
Source: RefSeq, a predicted model, not a curated record
CCGCUCAGUCGCUAGAGAGCGCUCCGCACGUGCGUUACGUUUGUUCGCGCUCUCCGGAGUCAUUUUGUCUGUCCGCCCCACUCCAAAAAUCCCACCGCCAAGCAACUGCGCAGUCCCCAUUGAUCAUUUAUUUCAAAUAUCAUUGAGCGGUCGAAGCGGUUGAGAAUAAAUUCAGCAUUUUUUUUUUUCACGAUCAUUAUCCGGUGCUUGGAGAAGCGUUUUAACCGGUGUGUGCGGAUAACUCAGUGGUGAUUUUCCCCGCAUAAUAAGUGAUUUUUUUAUUUUCGGCGGGAAGAUUUUUGUGGAGUUCCACGAGGAUAAUUUUGACGAGUGGCGUCACUUGUGAGUGGAUAAAUCACGUGCCUUCGGAGAUAGCGGGAGGCCUGUGCAAUAGCUGAGAGCGGAGAAAAUUAUAAAUAAAAUAAUUUUCAAUCAAUGAGUUGACGGAAUUUACAGUGCUUUUGUCGCUCGACUACUGGAGAUUAUUCACGAGUGAUAGGGAUUUUUUUUUUUUGAUGAGCAACUCCCGCUCCCAGCGUCUACCAUUCGAAUACCACGUAACCAACUCAUUCCACCUCUAGCACGCAAGUGCGUGCGACGUUGCCAGUUCGCGUUGCAGUGAAAGCCCCGCGGUUUUACGAACACGGGAUAGAGGAUCCGAGAAGACGGCUCGUUAUUACGGUGUUGCCAGGAGAAAAAAAAGGAUAGAAAUAAGUGAGACGGAGAAAAGACGAGAGUGGGAGGAGCUGAUACGAUUGUAUUUGAGUGGAAGUGAGAGGAUAAUUGUUGAGUAGACUUUUGACCCAGUGAUACACGGACUUAAUUACUCCCCCGGUCGUCACUAAAAAUCCCAUUUUCCUGACCAAUAAAGGGCUGGUGGAAAAAUCAACGGAAACUCCGGCCGAGAGGUUAGACUUUCCGGCCGCUGUGACGUUCCUCGCGGAAAAAGAGUGCGCGGUUGCCAAGGCAGUGAUUGGGACGAAAAAAAAAAAAUUGUUUGAGGCUAGAAACUAAUAGACGCAAAGUCUCAGGACUUGAUUGCAGCUUAGAGACCAAUGAAGCUGAGGACAGUGACGCGAAUGAUAGUCGUAGUGCUUUAGUAAACGGAUAAACAUAUUUGAGAAUCGGGCGGGCGGUUUUGGGGGCCGCGUUAAUUAUUGAAAAUAUGAGCGCAAGAGUGAUGAAUCCCGCGAUGAUGAGUGAGAUGGGAAGAAAUUUAGGAGGUGGUAAAAGGGCAGCACCUAAUCGCGAAGCACUCGCAAGAGUCCGACGGGAUUUGUUUGGACCGGUUGAUCAUGCAGCAGCGCGGGCGCUGGUUGAUAGAGAAUUGAAGGCCCAAUCGGUCAUCGAUGCCAAGAGAUGGGGAUUUGAUUUUCGGUUGGAGAUGCCCACCGGCAAUUCAAAGUACGACUGGGAGAUCAUUGAGCCCGGAAUGGGGGUGCAGGAGACGUAUGCGUUGAGGGGGAUGCCUUAUCUGGGAAAACAGUCACCCAGAUCGCCGAGGAAGGCCAGCCCUGGAUGGAAGAGACGGGCGAGUGUGUCUCCUAUGGUUACUGAUGGACAGGCCCUGGGAAAGACCGAGACGACACCCCCGCAGGUGGCAAGGGUGCCGGGAAUUGGAGAGGGACCUAGCGAGGACGACAUCGCCAGGGAAAACUCGAGGAAGGAGAGGGUCGUUGUCGAACCCACCACUCCUGUGAUAACCGUCGCUGCGAGGAAACAGAGCAGUAUCACAGACUUCAUGAAAAGUCGCAAACGUACGCUCAUCGGCACCAAGAAGAUCAUGGUAGAACCCCCGGAGAAGAUUGCCCGCAACGCGGGCCAAAUACGCAGCUAAACCCAUCAUCACAUAUCAUUUUAUACAUCUCCCCAAUUUUACUCACCGUCAUUCAUACCGGCCUCAAAAAUUAUUUUCCCUAAUUUUAAAAUUAAAUUGAUUAGUUCCUUUUCUAUUCGUGAAUUCUAUCCUUUUAUUUUCUUUCACGAUAGACUGAGGAAAUAAACUGUUGUUCGGGUGGUGCAUCAUAGUGUGUCCAGCAAUAUCGAAUAUUAGUGGAUUAAUAUGACGCAAGUUCACCGAGUCCUUUGGCUGUGCCAUUCUCUUCACGUAGAGUUAUCCGCUUUUUUUUUUCUGUUCAUAUGCGUAUAGGGAUUAUCUCGUGACUCAUUUGGCGCAAACUAGUGGUACAGGCGUGAGAAUAUUCUCAGUUGUAAUUAAUUCGCGCGUGGGGGGGAGGGAAGGGGAGGGGGGUGUAUUUUGAUCCAUUAGUCUCGGUCUAUCAUCAUAAUCAUUGGCCCGAUGAUGAGUUCUUAAUGAAAUUAAGAAUAAAUCGGCGAAUCUAUUGCGAGCAAAGGAAGUCAAUAAAUGAAGUAAAUCAUUAGGAUUCGUAAUCGCUCCCAAGUCCAGGACUUGUGAGACGUUAGAAAAAAAUAUAUGACAUUUGUCAAAAUUUAUUGUAAUAUAUUUACAUAUAUUUUUUUUUAUUCAUUAACAUCGAUGUGCGCAUUUUGGAAUAUAUAAAUGAUUUAAAAACGAAAUAGACGCUCAGCGUGGAAGCGCACACGCCAGUUUAGAUAAGACUAGUUGUAAUUUAGAAUUAAGAAAAGAGUAUAUGUAUUUUCUAGGGGUGUCUGUCGGUAUCUUGAGGUGAUUGUCGGUUUAUUUCGGGAUUGGCGAAGUCGAUUAUCUAUUAUUUAUGCUUCUGUCGUUUUUCUCGGUUCGAUUGCGAUGUUUGGACGAUGUUUUGAUGAAAUUAUCCUUGAAAUUUCGUCCAAAUAUAUUUGUUUAGUACCCAUAGAAAUAAAUAUCUCGGAAUUUUUUGAUUUCGGAGAUAAACGGAGAAUAGUGACUAGUUCUAGUAUACAAUGUCACUAUUAUCGGUGGUACCUCCUCCGCGAAUAUUCACUUGAAUAAAAAAUUCUUAGCAAUUGGAGAUAAUUUUAUUUCUAUUGACAUUAGGGCUGGAUUGGGAAUUUCGCCCGGUUUCUGUUGCGGUUGUCUUCGAAAAUGUGUCAAGAGUUUUUUUGUAGAGAAUUUAAUGACCUACAAAAAAGAUCUUCACGUUUUUUUAUGCAAACUCGGUGGUUCCGGAGAUAUUGACGAAUUGAGUCGGUAGAUAUUUUCGAUCUUUAGUUAUUAUCACUUUGGGUACUGACUGAAUCGAGAAAAACGGCGAUAAUCAACAUAAUUUCUUUGGAAAGGAGACGGUUGGAGUGUUUGAGACGAGCCUAUUAAAGCCACGUUCUCAAACUUGCGGAUUAACCUUUCUUCGGCCCCAAUUUUCUGAAGAAUAUUUUUUAGAAACCAAUUUCGUACUAAAGAGUUAAGGCAUUUUUCUCACCCGGAAAAAAAUGGAAUUAAUUAUAAAUUUUUACAUGUUUAUCAUAGUUGUCAGAUAAUGUCGGUAUUAAAAAAAUCAAAAGUUUAUACGUGGAUUAUUAACAAUGAAAAUGAAAAAUCCACCGCAUUUGUACGUUUGGUAACUGUAAUCUGACAUUUAUGAUAAACAUUCUGCGCGAAUUCCCGAUGAAAGUCAUCAUUUGACACGGAAAAUAAAAUAUCUUAAUGAAAAAAGUCAAUCACGAAAACCGACUGAUUCUCGAGGCCUUCACAAGUUGGCCCCAAAAACCCUAGCCUUAUUCUACGUUACCCAAGAAUUUAAGCAUUGAUCUCCUGUACGAACCUACAAAAGUACAGCCGAUGCCAAAUCACCGCCCUUUUUGCUUCAUCAAGUAACUUUUCUCCCUCUUUAUUUCUGUUGUGAGACCAAUCAAGUUUAUUUCCUUCCCUCACAGAAAAAAAAAUCCAAAAUAGAAGAUACUUUAGCCGAUAGUGUAAAUGUUCUGAUGAUUUAUUAUAAAAAAAUUUAUUCGAUUGAAUGAACACCGGAAGUGUGAGAAUAAAGAAAUUUACAUUGAUAACAGGAGAGAGUUAAUUUUGGCCAGUCUUGCCUCUCUUUAAUCAUUCAUCCUUGGUCCUCAGAGUGACAAAAUAAAUACUAAUCGUGUUGUUUUUUUCAACAGUACAUUGAGAAAAAAAUCUAAGAAAUAGAAAUUCCAUGAUUGAUACGAAUCAAUGACAGGAUUUUUAUUUGUCAGAAUUUCUCUUCCAUCCUUUCCUUCUCUCCCCCCCCCCUCCCCCUUGUUCCAAUUUUGCGAUCUUAUCACUACUAUCAUAUCGUUCCGUCUCCCAUGUUUUUUUUCUACUUCGUUUCGAGAUUAUAGUCAAAAAAUACGACUAGUGGUUACAAACUAUUUCUUCGAUUUUAAAUUUAAAAAACGUACAAAAAAAGUGAGGGAGAAUUAUUUGGAUUGAAUUCUGUAAUUAUCAUUGAUGAGUUGUUUUACGUGAAGAGUAGUCAAUGCGUUCCUCCAAUCAUGUUGGAUUACCUAAAUUUGUAAAAUUCGAAAUUGCGCAGAGACGGUGGAUCUUUGAGGUUUUUAAAAUCUUCAAAUCGAUCAAAUUCAGAAGUUUUUGUUGAGUUUUUUUUUAAAUCGGGAAUUUAUUCUUUUAUUUUUUAAAUCGACUCAAAGGUACUUUUCUUCGCAUUCAAAUUUUUCAGUGUAGGGACUAAGUAAAUUCAAGAAAAGUAGCUGCGGGAAAAAAAAGACUAGAAAUACGAGAAAAAAAAAAUAUUGAAACAAAACAAAUAUGUGUAACCCUGUGAUGUAUUAGUAUGAUCUCAGUAAACAUAAAAUUAGUGUAUAAUUUUUAUGUGUAAAUUUACGAUUUAAAAGUUAUUGUGGUAACGAGACGGUGUUGCAGAAGUGUAUAUGUGUAGAUUGAAUGGGUGAAAUUAUUUGACAGAUAAAAAUUCAGAGACAAUGAGAGAGAAUUAAAUGAAUUGAAUAAUUUUGCAACGGCCGUGCAGAGAGCAUCCAGUGAAUUAAUGCCUCAACUUUAUCAUACUUCUCUUUUAAGAUGCACAUUGUAAGCAUUUCACGUCUAGAAGUAAUAUAAUUAUAAAGAAAAAUAAUACUAAGAGAGUCUAAAUAAAAUAACUAACACAGAAACAGACACAAUGCUAUUGUUCUUGAUGAAAAAAAAAUUAUUAAAAAACUAUGACGAAUUA